Molecule: messenger RNA, 1186 nt
Organism: Rhinolophus ferrumequinum (greater horseshoe bat)
Lineage: Eukaryota; Metazoa; Chordata; Mammalia; Chiroptera; Rhinolophidae
Gene: AURKC
Product: aurora kinase C
Exons: 7
Coding region: 143-1057 (304 amino acids)
Biological process (GO): protein phosphorylation; regulation of cytokinesis; mitotic spindle organization
Cellular component (GO): spindle pole centrosome; spindle midzone; chromosome passenger complex
Molecular function (GO): ATP binding; protein kinase activity
Source: RefSeq, a predicted model, not a curated record
UUCAGACUCCGCGGGUGUUUCGGGCGUUGAGUUGUUGAGGGAUCUCCAGGCUGUGCAGCGAGGCCGCCGCGGAAGCAACGCUUUUCAGGAUCACCGGGACCGGCCUCAGGAAGACGUCCUCUCGCCACCAUCUUUUCUAUUCAUGAGUCACCCACCAGCUGUGGUUAAUUCGGGCGUUGCUCAGCCCACAGCAGCUGCAGAGGGUCAAACGCUGCCCAGCGUGCCCACUUCGCGGUGCCUCACAAUUGAUGACUUUGAAAUCGGGCGUCCUCUGGGCAAGGGAAAAUUUGGGAAUGUGUACCUGGCUCGGCUCAAGGAAAGCCAUUUCAUUGUGGCCCUGAAAGUCCUCUUCAAGUCCCAGCUAGAGAAGGAAGGACUGGAGCACCAGCUGCGCAGAGAAAUUGAAAUACAGUCGCAUCUACAACACCCCAAUAUCCUACGUCUGUACAACUACUUCCACGAUGCACACCGCGUGUACUUGAUUCUGGAAUAUGCUCCACGGGGUGAGCUCUACAAGGAGCUGCAAAAGAGCCACACAUUGGAUGAACAACGUACAGCCACGAUAAUGGAGGAGUUAGCAGAUGCUCUGACUUACUGCCAUGAGAAUAAGGUGAUUCACAGGGAUAUUAAGCCGGAGAACCUGCUGCUGGGGUUCAGGGGUGAGGUGAAGAUUGCAGACUUUGGCUGGUCUGUGCACACCCCCUCGCUGAGGAGAAAGACAAUGUGUGGGACUCUGGACUACUUGCCCCCAGAAAUGAUUGAGGGGAGAACAUACAAUGAGAAGGUGGAUCUGUGGUGCAUUGGGGUGCUCUGCUACGAGCUGCUGGUGGGAAAUCCACCCUUCGAGAGCACCUCCUAUUCUGAGACCUACAGACGCAUCCUUAAGGUUGAUCUAAGGUUUCCUCCAUCAAUACCUUUGGGGGCCCAGGACUUGAUCGGCAAGCUUCUCAGAUACCAGCCCUCGGAGCGGCUGCCUUUGGCCCAUAUCCUGCAGCACUCCUGGGUUCGAGCCCACUCUCGGAGGGUGCUCCCUCCAUCUACUCAAAUGGCUUCCUGAGCCCUUUCCACCCUGUACCUUUGUGUUUGUUCAGAGAGCUCCCCUGGCUCCACUAUCUCAUCUGCCUUUUGUUUCUUCUCUUUUAAAAUGCAAGAUGCUAAUUAAUAAAAGCUGAAUCAUUUUGUACCA